Gastrolobium bilobum is the source of this 1035-nucleotide messenger RNA. RefSeq lists its product as uncharacterized. The coding region runs from base 198 to 578 and encodes 126 amino acids. The transcript has 4 exons. The record is from RefSeq and is a predicted model, not a curated record. Gene Ontology annotation, molecular function: structural constituent of ribosome. Gene Ontology annotation, cellular component: mitochondrial large ribosomal subunit. Gene Ontology annotation, biological process: translation. Lineage: Eukaryota; Viridiplantae; Streptophyta; Magnoliopsida; Fabales; Fabaceae.
CGUAGUGUCUUCUUCCUCAAUCGUGUUAGGGUUUAGAAAUUUACAGAACAGUGCCUUGAUUUGCGGCAAUAAUGAACACCGCCCCAAACUAACGCCGUUUUUCGAUGCACACUCCAGUCCUUUCGACCAAUAUUUGACUUCACUUUAUCCAACGAUCGAUUACAAGCAUAACAGUUCCUCCACAGUUUCAUUUCGCAAUGGCAACGAGAUUCGCAAUUCUCAGGGGCACUGGAGGGAAAAUGAGUAGCAUUUUAGGGUUCAAUAGAUGGAUCCAUUCCGUGCCCCAAUCUCCUCCUUUGGCUGGGAGCAUCGAUCUCGGGGUUCGGUCGCCACAACCCGUUUUGCCUGAGUUUAGUUUCCCAAGUUUCUCUUUUGGUGACUCUAUGGAGCUCAUGGCUGUCCCUAAAAGGAAGACUUCUCCCCAUAAAAGAGGAAUAAGAAAUGGACCAAAAGCUUUGAAACCUGUUCCUGUUCUUGUCCUAUGCAAAAGUUGUGGUCGUGUCAGGCUUCCACACUUCUACUGUUGUGGUGGGAGACCGAAUACGGGUAAUACUGGUGAACAGAAUGGUACAAGCUGAUCAAGCAGUUUGCGAUGAAGCACCAGAUGUUGGAUGAUGGGCAGAGCCACACAUAUGUAGAUCUUUUGAUUAUUAGCUAUUUCAUGGGAUUGGCCGUUUAGUAGUACUGCUUUAUGUCCUUCUUGUUUCCUAAGCAAUCCCUUUAUUGGGUCGGAAAUUUAUGAAUUUUGAAGAUGGUAUUUUGCUUCCAUUGAAGAGUAGCAGCUUUAGAGCUUAUUAUCUAAGGGUAAUUUAUUUUUCACGUAUAAUUGACGUUGUUCUUUUGAAGCUAAAUAGAGGUAAUCAUUCAAAGAUUUAUACUAUCACCUGCAAGAAAAAGAUGUAAGCGCAUGAAUCUGAAUUCACGUAACCAGUGCGGAAGCUUUCUCGUUUUAGGCCAAAGGACCUUGUUCUGAGUUCUGUAGGUAGGGUGAUAGGUUUCCUUAUUCACCCUUUUAUGCAAAUAGUGGAACACUUG